Molecule: messenger RNA, 2058 nt
Organism: Hylaeus volcanicus
Lineage: Eukaryota; Metazoa; Arthropoda; Insecta; Hymenoptera; Colletidae
Exons: 3
Coding region: 150-1811 (553 amino acids)
Source: RefSeq, a predicted model, not a curated record
AUUAUAACAAUACAUAAUAGGAUUUUUUCUUUUUUUUUAGUGAAUUAUUUUAAAAAAUUUUUGCUUUCUCUUGAAUUUCGUCAAAAAAAUUUGAGUUCACUUUGUAAUUUUGUUUAAAUCAUAAGCUUUUGUAAAAAACAUAGAAAGAUAUGGAGAAUCAAUGUCACUCGAGUCGAAAUGAUUCAAAAUUUGACACUACUUAUAUUGUGUCUGAACCACAUCUGUCGUCGACACCCAAAAGACGUCACGUCUCAGACACUUUUCGUGUCAAUCAUGACCCUUACCUUUUGAGUGAUGAAAUUUGCGGUCACUUGAUUUCUGACUGUUGCAAAAACAAUGCGUUAUGUUUAAAUUUUCCACAACAAACUUGCUCAAUUCAUCCUAAAGAAUAUUGUUUCAAUUUUUCUGAAUUAGAUUCCGCGACACAAAUGUUGGAGGAUCUUAAAUCACAAAGAAAAAAGGCAUCCAUAGAGUCUUUUUUAGAUUUGAAAAAGUCUUUACCAUCAACACAAGCAACAUUUUCCACGAUGUGUAGUAAUUCAGCAUCGAGUGAUGACUUAGGAUUAUGGAUUAACUCCCACACAAGCGACACGUCCUCCAAACCCUCCUCUACUAUCUGGCCAUCUUGUGACCUUAUAUCCAUGUCGGAUGCAGAUGACAUGAAUCAUUCUUCUUUUUAUAAAAAUUAUUCUUUUCAAGAAAGAACAAAAAUGAAUGCGUUACAAACACUUGAAUCUCUUUCAAGCGAUACUGAUCCGAUAGUUAUCAGGGAAACAACUGUCAAAGGUCAACCUUGGUCUUCACUCAAUCCACAUUGGAAUGAAUUUUCAGAAUACGAUGUACCCAAUAAUGAUUCACCAUUAAUACAUUCAUUUCUGUAUUCGAAAGAGCAAGAGAAUACUACCUUAUUUGAAAGUUUAGCCUCAAUUCAACCCGUUUCACAGACUCAAGCUAGAAAGGUAUCUUUUUUUGACAAAGAGAGGUGUAAGGAGAAAAAGGCAUUGUUUGGUGUAACAAUACCUAUAGUGGAGAAUUUAAAUGGGUGUUCAAUGAAGAUGCCUUGGUUUGGGAAUACGUAUAAAAAGGAAUUGAAUAGUAAAAACAAUCCUCUCCUGGACAAUGAUUUCUUUUUUAUGGACCGUUAUGAAAAAAAAGCUAUUCCGAGUGAAAAACAAAACACAGACAUGUUCUCAAAAUAUCCUUAUCCACAAAAUGAUACAAAAACUUUAGGUGCUUUCACAGAAACUCCUAAUUCCAAACCAUUCUUUGACUCUCAUGGACAUUUUCCUUCCUCAACAUUCUCGACUCUUGUUAAUACCUCCAAUACUUCAGUAUCUCGUUUACAUAAACAGUCAACAAAGCCACCUUACGUUGGGAGCUGCAAAAAAAGUUUACUCGAUUCAUCACAUACCCUACAAAAAACCAAGGCCAAAAGUUCUUACCGUAAGAAAACUUUAACAUUUCCAGGAGUUUCUUUAGAGAAAGAACCCGUCACGUGUCGAGGAAGAAAAAGUGGUGCGCCUAUUGUUCUUGCACAUCCCGAAGAGUUCAAGAAUCCUAGCAGUUUUUUAAAAGUGUAUGGGGAUCCUUUAUGUAUUCAUUUAAAUGAUGAAAAAACAGUAACAUCAAUUUUGCGAGGAAAAAAUGGUAAUUGGGGAUGCCAAAGAUGUGGUAAUGUCAAUUACCCUCGUCGUUUUCGAUGCAAUAAAUGUAAUGAACUACGAAGUGCAAAGGGAGAUGCUGUUGUCUCUGAGUAUGUCUUGAAUGUAUAUGAACAGCAUGUGAAAUUUUAUCGUCAACUCGCGGCGUAACAACUGGCUGCAUCACAUUUUUUAUAAAUAAGCCUAUUAAGGAAACUUUUUGAGUGUACUUUAUUAAGAGUUUUAGUAUUAAAAAACCAUUUAUAGUUUUUUGUGUUUUUCAAUAGAUAUAGAAUAAGUAAAAAAUUUUUAAUGCCGUGGAAAGAAAAGGUGGUCAUAAAACUUGACUUGUUUGAAUCAACUUACUUCCAUUGUUUUGAUUUUUUAAACAUGUUAACAAAAAAAACCUGGUGCGCGA